AUGGAAAGUCUGGAGAGGUUGUGGUUGAAAAUAAAGUGGGUUUUGAUUCGUUCGAAAAGACCUUUUAACCUUGAAGACAUCAGUGCAUUUAUAUCGUGGUUACUGACGGGGAAUAUCGUGUUGUUUCUAAUUGGAACAACUACAUUUUUCUCAUUGGUUUUGAUGACAGUAAAUAAGUUGACCGACAGGGAUGUUGUUGCCGAAUGGUUGGGAAAGUUGAUAACCAAAAACACAAACCUAACGGUCUCUUUUGAAAAUGCCAUUGUGCCCGACUGGAACUACGGAACCAUUCAGUUGAAGAAUUGUGUUGUAAGUAGACGACCAAAAGUAGUCAAAGUUAUUGAACGAGUCGAGAAAAGUAUUGACGGGAAAAUUUUGAGCUCCACCUUUGAAGAGGCUCUUGACGACGGAAACUACACGCAGUUUGAUUUAACUAUAGGCGAGAUCAAUGUCUCAUUGAGCUUCUGGAGGUGGAUUAGCGGGAAGGGGUUUAUCGAUACUGCAUCAUUCAAAUGUAUACGAGGGAUAGUUGACCGGACCCAUGUUGUGUGGAAAAAAAAUGACGAUCCUAGAAACUACAAGAAUUUCUAUAAACCUGGGGAUUGGGAGAUUGAAAACUUCAAGAUUGAGGAUGUUUUACUCACUAUAUAUCACCCAAAUGGGUUCAGACCAUGCCAACUCUCCAUUUACAACGCUGAUUUGGACAUUUUCAGGAAAAACUGGUUAAUGUUGGACGUGAUGACAUGCAAUCACUUGAGCGGAUGCUAUGACGGAUCGUUGUUCACGGUGAACAAGAUUUCCAACUUCGACACGUUCAAGGAGGAGAGUAAGAUCGAUACGUUGGUGAACAAAAAAUUGGGCCGGAAGCAGUUUUCGGAAAUACCGUUCAGCAGCAACAGUUUCCAAAAAAUUACUAGGUUCAGAAUCGAUAACUUGAAAAUCGAGCACUUGAACAAGGGGAUGUCUGGUCCAUUCGGAUGGAUCAAUAACGGUACGGUUGAUAUAAUUGCAGAUAUCAUGGUCUUGGAGGAGAACAUUUCCCUAAACGAUAUUUUGUUAGCAGAAGGGAAGGAGCACCUGGGCAUGAACAAGAACACGAACGAGGAGAAAAUGAUCAACUUGAACAACCUGUUCAUUUGCGAUUUCUACCUCCGACUGAAAAACCCAAAGGCGCAGGUCCCGCUCUUCACCAACGACCUUUCCUACAUCAACAACGCUGCCAUCCGCCCCAUUGUCGGGUACAUCAACAACAAUAAGACGUUCAUUCCUAUCCGAGGACGUAUCUACAAGGACCUCACGGACUUCGACGGCUCGUGGACGUUCUACGACUCUCUUUUCAUGGACGACCUCUCCGAGGGCGUGUACAAGAGCUUCUACGAGUACGUUGCCGACGAGAAGCUCAGAAACGAGAGGUUGCGCAAAGUCGGCUUCUGGUCUUUGCAGUUCAUGCUCCAGUUCAUUCUCUGGAGCGUGACCACACUAAACGGAUGA
Molecule: messenger RNA, 1491 nt
Organism: Pichia membranifaciens NRRL Y-2026
Lineage: Eukaryota; Fungi; Ascomycota; Pichiomycetes; Pichiales; Pichiaceae
Exons: 2
Coding region: 1-1491 (496 amino acids)
Biological process (GO): mitochondrion inheritance
Cellular component (GO): mitochondrial inner membrane
Source: RefSeq, a predicted model, not a curated record